AUGGGCCUACCGCAUAUAGCUUCCGUCAUGGCGCAAGUCGCAGCCCCUGCCGUGCCCGUCGCGGCGUUCGUCACGGCACUCAGCGUGACGUCCGCGGCGGACGCGAUGGUGAGCCCCGUUUGUCGCUCUCCUGCUCGACGUCCCACUGCUACCGCGCUAGCGAAGGCGAGUUGCGCGGGGGCGCUCAUCGGCCCCCCCCGUUACGCCCAUCCGUCCCGUUCGUCGCAGUCCACCUGCGAUCCCGCCAGUGCCAGCAGCAUGUGCGGUCACUGUGAGGGGGAGGAAGGGGGUCAGGGGGUGGCAGGACGACGGCGGCAACCGUCCGCGCCAGCGCCAACGGAGUUCGUUGGUGCCCGCGCCAGCGCCAUCCCGCUCCUCGCCCUUCUCUCUGUUGCGCCCUACUACGGCUCCUCCUCCGCAUCGCAGCAACUGCAACGGCUGUGCGUGCCGCGUUGGGGGUGGGGGGAGAGAGGGUGUGGGGAUGGCGGGUACGUCAAGGCAGCCAACCCUCAUCCUCUCUCUUCCGCUGCACCUCUUCUCGCUCUUCGGCCUCCUCUCAUCUCCUACUCGUAA
Molecule: messenger RNA, 573 nt
Organism: Closterium sp. Naga37s-1
Lineage: Eukaryota; Viridiplantae; Streptophyta; Zygnematophyceae; Desmidiales; Closteriaceae
Source: the annotation of a GenBank genome assembly